Molecule: messenger RNA, 945 nt
Organism: Vigna angularis (adzuki bean)
Lineage: Eukaryota; Viridiplantae; Streptophyta; Magnoliopsida; Fabales; Fabaceae
Product: exocyst complex component EXO84A-like
Exons: 1
Coding region: 1-945 (314 amino acids)
Biological process (GO): intracellular protein localization; exocytosis; Golgi to plasma membrane transport
Cellular component (GO): exocyst
Source: RefSeq, a predicted model, not a curated record
AUGGAUCAAUCACCAUGCACGACUUCGAGAGGAUCUAGCAUUGGGGACGCUUCAGAGCUUGAGGCCAAUCUCACACUCAGUGAUAGGCUCAAGGUUUUCAAAAGCUCCUCCUUUGAUCCCAAUAGCCAUGUCGCCUCCAAAUCCCACACCAUGAACGAAAAGGAGAAAAGACACUUGUGCUCUUAUCUUAUUGACCUGAAGAAGGCUUCAGCGGAAGAAAUGCGUAAAAGUGUUCUUGCUAACAACUUAGCCUUCAUACGUACGUCCAAAGGGAUAUCUGAUCUUGAGGGAGAGUUGGUUUCCAUGAGAAAUCUUCUAUCCACCCAGGCUGCUUUGGUUCAUGGUUUAGCAGAUGGGUGCGAACUUAGUCCCAUGAUUAGUGGAAAUGAAGAUUUAGACAUGGAUGAUAUACUAGAUGAAAAAACCGAACUAUCCAACACAGAAAAAUGGCUAAUAGGAUAUUUAGAAACCCUUGAGGUUCUAUUAGCGGAGAAAAGGGUGGAUGAAGCAAUGACUGCUUUGGAAGAAGGAGAAAAAAUGGUACAAGAAAUUACUGAAGUGGGAACUUUAAGUCCAAAUUUAUUUGAGGCAUUGCAAGAUGCUAUUGCUGAAUACAGAAAAAAACUAGCAGAUCAACUAGCAGAGACUAUCUGCCAGCCAUCAACUAGCAGUGCAGAGACUCGAUCAACAGCGUUGUCAUUGAAAAAACUUGGGGAUGGUUCUCGUGCUCACACAUUACUACUAAGUUCUCGCCAAGGAACAUUACAACGUUCCAUGAAAAUCCUUCAAUCCAGCAAUUAUGGUGGGGUUGGGCCAUUUACUGCUGCCCUUUCACAGCUUGUUUGUUCCACCAUUUCACAAGUAGCAUCAGAUUCUCUGUCAGUGUUUUCUGAAGAACCUGGCUCUGCUCGGACAGUAUUCCAUCAAGCACGUAUCUUCUACUGA